Lasiosphaeria miniovina is the source of this 2382-nucleotide messenger RNA. RefSeq names its product adaptin N terminal region-domain-containing protein. Gene Ontology annotation, cellular component: membrane coat; AP-3 adaptor complex. Bases 1 to 2382 code for a protein of 793 amino acids. Gene Ontology annotation, biological process: intracellular protein transport; vesicle-mediated transport. The transcript is spliced from 3 exons. NCBI's taxonomy places the organism in Eukaryota, Fungi, Ascomycota, Sordariomycetes, Sordariales, Lasiosphaeriaceae. The record is from RefSeq and is a predicted model, not a curated record.
AUGGAGUCAAUCGCCAGGAUAUCGACGCUGCUCGAGAAUGCGCGAGACUUGACGCUCGAUGCCGCCUCGGCUGCCCGGAGCUCGAGGGGCUCGUCCAAGCCGCUCGAUCGCUCCCAGGUCAAGAAGCUGCUCGACAGCCGCAACGAGCGCGAUGUGCUCGACGGUCUACGGCGCGUCAUCUCGAUGAUGUAUCGGUCGCAGAAGACGCUGCCCCUGUUCUCGUCCGUCGUCAAGAAUGUCGCGUCGCCCAGCCUCGAGAUCAAAAAGCUCGUCUACAUCUACCUCAUCCACCACGCCGAGCAAGAGCCCGACCUCGCCCUCCUCUCCAUCAACACGAUCCAAAAGUCGCUUUCCGACACCAACCCCCAGGUGCGCGCUCUGGCGCUGAGGACCAUGUCGGGCAUACGAGUGCCGGUAAUCAGCCAGAUUGUCUCGCUGGCGAUCAAGAAGGGCGCGGGGGACAUGAGCUCGUACGUGCGGCGCGCUGCAGCACUCGCUAUUCCCAAGUGCUACAGGCUCGACCCGUCGCAGCUUCCUCAGCUGCUCGAAUAUCUGGCGACUCUGCUGGGCGACAAGCAGUACUACGUUGCUGGCGCCGCUGUCACGGCCUUUCUGGAAGUCUGCCCCGAAAGAAUGGACAUGAUGCACAAGCACUACAGAAACCUGAUCAAAAUGGUCGUGGACAUGGACGAGUGGAGCCAGCUCUCGACGUUGCGCCUUUUCGCCAUGUAUGCCCGAAAGUGCUUUCCGCGACGGACCAGGACAGCCAAGAGCAAAGCGAAGGUGGUCAACCUCCAAGACUUUUAUGGCGAAGCGGUCCAUGUCAGCUCGGAAGGCGAGCAGGUUCUGGUCGUCGACCCGGACCUCGAGUUGCUCCUCAACAGCAUCAAGCCGCUCCUCCAAUCCCGCAACUCAGGCGUGGUUGUGGCAGUUGCCAGAUGCUACUCCGCCGUGGGAACCCCCGAGUAUAUCCAGCUGGCCAUCGGGCCGCUUGUCGCAUUGCUCCGUGGUGGGCAAGAUAUCCAGCAAAUUGCCCUCUUCAAUAUUGUGUCCAUUUGCCUAAACCACCCCGCCAGCUUCGUCAAGUACGCUUCGCAUUUCCUGGUUCGUGCGACCGAUACGGAGUCUGUGUGGGAACUCAAGCUUGAGCUGCUCACUCUCGUUUUCCCGCACGCGCCGCCUCACACAAAAAGUCUAAUCCUCAACGAGCUGGAACACUUCAGCCGAGGCUCGAACAAAGCACUCCUAAGGGAGGCGGUAAGAGCCAUCGGGCGUUGUGCCCAGACCGACGCGGCAACGGCACCCAGAUGCUUGCGACUCUUGCUGGGUCAGAUCACAAGCCUGGAAGGUACUCUGGCAGCUGAGAGCUUGACCGUCAUUCGACACCUGAUUCAGCAGGACCCAGCGGCCCACGUUGCGACUGUGGUUCGGCUGGCGAAGAAUCUGGACUCGGCAACUGACCCCCAGGCCCGGGCGACUAUAAUCUGGCUGGUGGGCGAGUUUUCGGGGCUAAAUGGCGAAGACAAUAUUGCUGCUGAUGUGCUGAGGAUCUUGCUCAAGGACUUCGCGUCCGAGUCAGAGAUGGCAAAGAGGCAGAUUGUCCUGCUCGGUGCAAAGGUCUACCUCCAUCACCUGAACCGGCAGCUCGACGAGUCCAAGCUUCUCGACGAGUUCAAGCUUCUCGACGAGUCCAAGCUUCUCGACGAGUCCAAGCUUCUCGAUGGGGGAGCCGUUGCUGCUCCGCUAAAAUCACUGGAGGCGGGCGACCACCCGACCGCAAAGCUUUGGAGCUACGUCUUGCUUCUAGCUCGGUACGACACGUCAUACGACCUGCGCGACCGAACAAGGCUCUACAAGGCACUCCUAGAGGUGCCGCAGCUGGCAACCCUGAUGCUCCUCGCUCCGAAGCCGGCCCCACAGGCACCCAGCCCCUCUGAGACGAGGCGCGGGUACACGCUGGGGUCCUCGGCGCUUGUCCUUGCCGGCGGUGGCGGCAUCCACGGCCUCCGCGGCUACGAGGACCUGCCUGACUGGGUCGAGGAUGGCAAGGAGCCGGAUCCGAGGCUGAGAGAGACCGAUGCUGGAGCGGGCUCUACCGUGUACUCCCGUGAGAAGAGGGUUGUUCCUGCGGCCGAAAGCCUGGACGCAGCAGCCGGCUCUGCGCCUGCGAAGAAACCGAAUGGCACGAAGGAGCCUGUUGGGACAAAGACACUGGAUGACUGGCUUGCUGAGGAUGAUGGCGGUGACGACGAAGAGGAGAGCGAGGAGGAAGAGGAUGACGAGGACGACGAAGAGGAGGAAGAUGAAGAGGAAGACGAUGAAGAAGAGGAAGAAGAAUCGGACGAAGAUGACGACGGGGAGGAUGCGAGGCUCAUGCACUAG